AUGAAAAAACAAAUUUGGGCUUCGGGCUGCACGGGGCGGGGGGGCCGUGGAAGCGGUGCCCGCGCUUUCGCGGGCGGACCCAACGCCACCCCCCGAGGCGAAACGGUUCGUGGGGACGCGGCGGCCCCAGCCCGGAGGCGGGAACAGGGGCGCCUCGUUCGAAAGGCGCCGCGCCCGGGGCUUCUCUCUCCCCCGGCCUUUGUUAUUAUUGGUUUUUUUUGUUGGGCGUGGGGUCGGUUUCACCGGAACCCCCUCCCCCCGAAAUCGCCCACGAGGGGCGGCGCGGGGUUUUUUGAUGCCCGACCCCCUGCCGGUCGUUUGCCCCUCCCCCGCGGGGCGCGGGGGUGA
Messenger RNA from Trypanosoma theileri, 348 nucleotides. RefSeq lists its product as uncharacterized. The coding region runs from base 1 to 348 and encodes 115 amino acids. The record is from RefSeq and is a predicted model, not a curated record. NCBI's taxonomy places the organism in Eukaryota, Euglenozoa, Kinetoplastea, Trypanosomatida, Trypanosomatidae. The transcript has a single exon.